AUGCGUGCGACUGCUGCAAAGGCGCUCGGGACGCUCGUUGAACGUCUCGGAGAAGCCCACUUCCCUGACGUUGUCCCUGGACUUUUGAGAACCCUCAAGACCGACACCUCUGGUGUUGAUCGACAAGUCCCCUCGGAGUACCGUCAGGGAAGGUUUCAUGUCUCUCCUCGUAUAUCUACCGGCUACCUUCAGGCGCUCGAUCCCAACCACAUUUACCGAAAAUCAUAUCCCCCAGUAUUGAGCGGACUGUCUGACAUGGAAGAGUACAUUCGGGAAGCUGCUAUGCGAGCAGGGCGGAUGAUUGUAACCUGA
Molecule: messenger RNA, 312 nt
Organism: Suillus discolor
Lineage: Eukaryota; Fungi; Basidiomycota; Agaricomycetes; Boletales; Suillaceae
Exons: 2
Coding region: 1-312 (103 amino acids)
Biological process (GO): regulation of translation; cellular response to amino acid starvation
Cellular component (GO): cytosol
Molecular function (GO): protein kinase regulator activity
Source: RefSeq, a predicted model, not a curated record